Pogoniulus pusillus (Red-fronted tinkerbird) is the source of this 817-nucleotide messenger RNA. It is a transcript of the gene EIF4EBP1, whose product is annotated as eukaryotic translation initiation factor 4E binding protein 1. Gene Ontology annotation, cellular component: cytoplasm. NCBI's taxonomy places the organism in Eukaryota, Metazoa, Chordata, Aves, Piciformes, Lybiidae. The record is from RefSeq and is a predicted model, not a curated record. Gene Ontology annotation, molecular function: eukaryotic initiation factor 4E binding. Gene Ontology annotation, biological process: negative regulation of translational initiation. The coding region runs from base 89 to 439 and encodes 116 amino acids. The transcript has 3 exons.
UGCGGCGGAAGGGGCGGGGCCGCGGCCGGACGUGGCGGCAGGGCGGCGGCGGCGGCAGUGCCCCGGUCCCGGUCCCGGUGCCGGUGCCAUGUCAGGCCGCUGCUGCCAGGGGCAGACCCCGAAUCGCGACAUCCCGGGGCCCGGCAAGUGCCUCGCCCUGCCCGACGGCGCUCCGCUGCCGCCCGGUGAUUACAGCACCACGCCGGGGGGCACCGUCUUCGGGACCACUCCAGGCGGUACCAGGAUCAUUUACGACCGCAAGUUCCUGAUGGAGUGUCGCAACUCCCCGGUCGCCAAAACGCCUCCUUCUGACCUUCCCAACAUUCCAGGAGUCACCAGCCCAAACGUGGAGGAGGUGAAGAUGGAGAACAAUCACAUCCACAACUGUGAUGAGAAAGGAAGCACAGGUGAGGAGCAGCAGUUUGACAUGGACAUCUAAAGCACAGGCCCUGGGAGUGCUCCAGUGAUGACCCAGGACCUUGUCUUGAGGAUUCUCACCAGCCAGGCUUCAAAGUAGCCCAUGCCUUGAGUGCCUUCCUGCUUCCUGGGAAAGGCAGAGGAUUCCCUUUGGAGAGCAGAACCUGUCCCACGACCAGGAGCCAGCCUCAGCGCCACCACACUGAGCUCAGCCUCUGCUGCUGGGGGAGGGGGGGGCCUCGGGGGGCCUGUGGGGGAGACCCUCUCAGCCCUUGGUUUUGUUUCCAGUUUUAUGCUUUUUUGUUAAUCUUUUUAAUACUGUAAAAGUUAAAGGGAUGCAAUGGAAGGGAGAAAUAAAAACCCUUUGGAGUCUCCUGCGGUGGAGAUGGAGGCAAUGAAA